Oryza sativa Japonica Group (Japanese rice) is the source of this 3108-nucleotide messenger RNA. Its product is annotated as wall-associated receptor kinase 2. NCBI's taxonomy places the organism in Eukaryota, Viridiplantae, Streptophyta, Magnoliopsida, Poales, Poaceae. The record is from RefSeq and is a predicted model, not a curated record. Gene Ontology annotation, biological process: protein phosphorylation; cell surface receptor signaling pathway. Gene Ontology annotation, cellular component: plasma membrane. Gene Ontology annotation, molecular function: protein serine/threonine kinase activity; polysaccharide binding; calcium ion binding.
GAUUUUGACCAAAGUCAAAACGACUUAUGAUCUAAAAAGCGGGGAGUGUUAUGUAAAACGCAUAAGUUCAAAGAUUUAACCAGGUGCAAUAUAUAUGCUAGGUGCUCCACACACUAUACAAGGUAUUUUCAGUCUCUCUCUCUCUUUUUUUAUUACACGCAACACCAUACUCAUAUAUCUACGAGUACGUCCUCUAACACAAACUAUACAAACUAUAAGAGACGAAAACCAAUUAUAAUGGACAUAGGAAAAAGUACCAAUAUAUUAUAUCUGCAUUAAUUUUCCUUGAUUAUAUAUAUUGGCCGCUUACUCUUAUCACUAUGUAAGCAAAAUUAAAUUCAUAUUUCCUCCGUGCCAAAAAUAAAUUUAUCUUAGUGUUGGACGCUCAAAACAAAUAUAGUGGAAAAAAGAUUAAAGAGUCAUUCAUCAGUACCAAAGCAGUAUUAUUGGGUGGAUUGGUAAAGAGUAUGGAAAUAAUAAAUUUAUCUUAGUACAAAGGGUAGACGAACUAAAUUCUAGAAAUGGAGUUAUUUUAGUAGCAAGUGACAGAUCGUUGAUUUCUGCUCUCCAUAUAUAUAUAUAUAUUCCUUGACUGGAUCAUAUCGUCGUCGAUCCAAUUGAAAUAUAAAUAUGCGCGGGAAGAGGUAGCUGUUGCACAGAAGUUGAAUGGCGUUCUGGCUAAUUGCCGCCGGCGGCCUGCUGCUUCUUCUCCGUUUCGCUUUCGCCGCCGACGGAAUCACCGGCUGCCCGGAUAGGUGCGGCGACGUCGAUAUCCCUUAUCCAUUCGGCAUCGGCCCCAACUGCUCCCGCGGGGACGGCUUCGACAUCGCCUGCAACACCACCAACAGCACCGGUGUCCUAGUGCCCACCCUCGCCGCCGCCCGCCGCCAUGCCAUCCAGGUCCAGAAGCUGACGGUGUUCCCGCGGCCGGAGGUGAAGGUGAUGCUGCCGGUGGCGUACACGUGCUACAACUCCGGCGGCAACGUCACCAGGCAGUUCGACGGCGACGUGGAGCUCAACAACGAGGGCGUGUACCGCAUCUCCGACGAGCGCAACAUGUUCGUCGUCAUCGGCUGCAACACCGUGGCGUGGAACCAGCACGGGGACAGCGGUGGCAAAGGCCUCUACCGCAACCUCUACUACGCCGGCUGUGUCACCUACUGCAGCGACUCGCGGAGCGCCAUGGACGGCAAGUGCGCCGGCGUCGGCUGCUGCCACGUCGACAUCCCGCCGGAGCUCACCGACAACGUCGUCUACUUCGAGCAAUGGCCGCGCGGCGAACAGGUGGACUUCAGCCCCUGCGACUAUGCCUUCCUCGUCGACAAGGAGGAGUACCGAUUCCGGAGGUCGGAUCUCAAAAUGGAGUUGAACCGGAGGAUGCCGGUGUGGCUAGACUGGGCCAUCCGUGACCGCCGCGGCAACGACUCCUCCGUGGCGUCCUGCCCGGCGCCGGAGGUGGAGAAGAAGAAGCCGGCCGGGUAUGCCUGUGUGAGCGCCAACAGCGAGUGCGUCAACUCCACCAAUGGCCCGGGAUACUACUGCAAUUGCAGCAAUGGUUACGAGGGUAAUCCCUACGACAACGAUGGAUGCCAGGAUAUCAACGAGUGCGAUCCAUCCAACAAGGACAAGUACCCCUGCUAUGGGGUUUGCAAGAACAUUGUAGGAGAUUACGAAUGCAGCUGUCAUACUGGUUACCAGCCAAGUGGUGGUGGUCCAAAGAAACAGGAGUGCAAUCCAAAGUUUCCAGUUGCAGCACAGCUUGCCCUUGGUGUCAGUUUGGGAUUUUCCUUCCUGGUUGUUGUUGUUCUUUUCACACUAAUGAUGCUUCAAAGGAGAAAAAUGAACGAAUAUUUCAAAAAGAAUGGUGGUUCAAUACUACAGAAUGUGGACAAUAUUGUGAUUUUCUCCAAAGAUGAGAUGAAGAAAAUCCUAAAAAACAAUUCAGAAGUUAUUGGUCAAGGAGGCUUUGGUAAGGUCUACAAAGGUAGACUUAAAGACAAUACCCUGGUAGCAGUGACGACUUCAAUUGAGGUAACUGAAGCUCAAAAGGAGGAUUUCACAAACGAAGUUAUCAUACAAUCGCGAAUGAUGCACAAUAACAUUAUCAAGCUAUUGGGCUGUUGUUUGGAGAUGGAUGUUCCAAUGUUGGUAUAUGAGUUUGCCGCUAAUGGUAGCCUAAAAGACAUUCUCCAUAGUGAUGCCAGUCACCUAGUCCCUCUCACACUAGAUCUACGCCUAGACAUUGCAAUUGAAUCUGCAGAAGGUCUAAGAUACAUGCACUCGUCCAUAAGUCAUACCAUACGGCAUGGUGAUGUUAAGCCCGCCAACAUACUUCUAACUGACAAGUUUGUUGCAAAGAUCUCCGACUUUGGGACAUCCAAGCUUCUUACUGUAGACAAAGAAUUCACCAUGGUUGUGGCAGGAAGCAUGGGGUACAUAGACCCAGUGUUCUAUAUGACUGGUCACUUAACACAAAAAAGUGAUGUGUUUAGUUUUGGAGUUGUAUUGCUGGAGCUCAUCAGCAGAAGGCAAACAAUAUAUGGCAAGAACCGCAGCCUCAUUAUUGAGUUCCAAGAGGCAUAUGAUCAAGCAAAUAGUGGGAGGUUAUUGUUCGACAAGGAUAUUGCCAUCGAGGAAGAUGUCUUAAUCCUAGAAGAAAUUGGUAGGUUAGCGAUGGAAUGUUUAAACGAAAAGAUUGACGAGCGUCCUGAUAUGAAGGAGGUAGUGGCACGACUUAUGAUGCUGCGAAGAUCUAGGAAGCUUAAACAAGAAAACUACAACAUAAGUCGUCAACAGUUCUUUGAGGAGAAUAGUAUAGAUGAACUCCCUAAGAGCUUUGAUGACAACAGCUCAAGUAGCAGUGCAGAGCUUUUAUCCAAUCUAGCCACAAAGAACUCUCUAACCUAUAGAUCGACGACUGGAAGAGAUUAGGUUUAAUAAGCAAUAUAUUUAUCUUGUGUUAUAUAUGUGUAACCUGUUUUAUAAAUCAAUGUACUUUCAUUUGAAAUAGAUUGAUUUCAAGCAUCUAUCUCUCAUUUAUGUUCUCUGUAUUUGAAAGCAGAGAAGCAACUUCUGUGUAACACAAGAUUGUCUAAUCACUAUUGUAUA